Molecule: messenger RNA, 1534 nt
Organism: Eublepharis macularius
Lineage: Eukaryota; Metazoa; Chordata; Lepidosauria; Squamata; Eublepharidae
Gene: TTC19
Product: tetratricopeptide repeat domain 19
Exons: 10
Coding region: 68-1231 (387 amino acids)
Biological process (GO): mitochondrial respiratory chain complex III assembly
Cellular component (GO): mitochondrial inner membrane
Molecular function (GO): protein binding
Source: RefSeq, a predicted model, not a curated record
UUCUGUUCCUCUCGCGUCAUGUGCCGGGAAAGGCCGUCAAGGUCGCCCGCUUUUUCUUAAAGGGACCAUGUCGCUGUGGGUGCUGCUGAGACGGCUGCCGCGAAGAAGCCUGGGAGUGGCGCCGCUUCUAGCGGCCGCUGGGCGAGACGGCCGGCGCCACCUCCAAGCGAAGGCGAGGCCUCGAUCGUACGGCAGCGGGAAUGCGCAAAAGCCGGACGGCGGAGCCACGCCCCUCGCCUUCAGCCUCGCCUUGUCAGCUUUUUCUCUGUUCUCCCAAGAAGCUGAAGAGGAGAUGGAGAAAGAUCCUGAAGAAGGCCAUGCGGAAAAGACAGAAGAGAACAUCAUAUUUUUACUGAAAAAAGCCAAGCUCUGCAUCAUGAAAGGAGAGCUGGAAGAAGCUGAGCAUCUCCUGCACGAAGCUGCCCAGCUCUCUCACCAGUCUGACAACAAGCAAGCCAUCAUCUACACAUAUGACACGAUGGCGAAUCUGGCCUUUCUGCGAGGGCAGCUGGACCAUGCGGAAAAACUCUUCAAGGCAGUCAUGAGCUACCUGCUCGCUGGAAAGAUGGAACAAGAUGACAAUGCCAUCAUUGAAAUAUCCCUCAAGCUGGCCAGCAUCUAUGCUGCACAGAAACGGCAAGAGUUGGCAUUGGCUGGUUAUGAGUUCUGUAUCCUGACCCUGGAAGAGAAAUUCGCUAAACAGAAGGAUGUGGCCGCUGAUGAUUUACCAGCACAGGAAGAGCGAGUCAACACGCGUCUUCUCCUUGGCAUGAGCCUCGAUUCCUAUGCCCGCUAUCUGCUGGCACACAAGCAAGCAGCUGCUGCCCAAAGGAUGUACGAGCGGGCAUUGCAGAUCUCUGUGGAGGUUCAAGGGGAGACACAUCCUCAGACGGUGGUCUUGAUGAAUGACUUAGCGACUGCUCUAGAUGCUCAAGGGCGGUACGACGCUGCAUACGCUCAUGUGAAGAGAGCGUGGGAUCUGGCUCAACAGACUGAACACCCAGAAGCCCACGUCAUUUUGAAUAACCUGGCCGGGAUCCUAAUGCACAAAGAAGACUUUUCCCAGGCCAGACAAGUCUACAAAGAAGCCCUGAAGCAGGCAGAGAAAGCAGGAGAUGGCACUGUCGUUCGGUACAUUCGGAAGGAAUUAGCUGAACUUGCCAGGAGGUGGAAGCAGGCAAAAACUACAGAAUAUUCAGCGAAGAAAGGAAACGAAGGAGUUAAAAACUGAGGGCUGCUUUGCGCCAUGUACUGUCUGUGCUUUGGUCGACUGCUGUGUUUUUCUUUCUUUUUUUGCACUGCAAGGACUCAGCUGUGUUGUGUGGGCAGCAGAGCAAAAGUCUCCGGCUCCAAAGCAUCCCCUGAACUUGAGGAGGAGGUUGUCAGCUCGUAGCACUGAAAGGCCGGGCCACAUUUCUGCAAUGCCUGAGUGGGAGCAAACGGGGCUUUUCAAAGUGCUUAUCCUUAAACAUGAGGCAAGAAGCAGUCGUUUACAUCCAGUACCAAAUAAAGUUUGCCCCUGCUAGCUAGAAGA